GAAGCAUGACUCAUCUAAACUAACCAUAACCACCAAAUCCUCUAUUCCUUCUUCUCCACCUUGAUAAACACACACACUCUGCAAAAGAUUAAAAAUAAAAUUUAACAAUGGUUGCAAGUUCAAUCUCUAUGCUAAUAUCUUCAACCCCAUCUUCUUCCUCUUGUUCAAUUUACUCACAUCCACCUUCAAUUCUUGGGUUUUCAAGGUAUUAUAGACCAAACCCUAGAACCCCAAUUCAAUCUUUUAGUAAAGCAGCUGCUGCUUUUGGCUCAGAUGGGUCUGAAGCUGAGCAGUUCUCGGAGAACAAUACAAUUGCAGAUUUCAUGAGGUUCAAGAAUGGCUCUGGCAAUUCUCAGUUACAGACUGCUGUUGUUAGUUAUCGAAAGAAGUUCCCUUGGUCUAUUCUUCAGCCUUUUCUUCAGGUUGAUUUAGUAUCCACUAUUCACAUUGCUGACAAGGAGUACUUUGAUAUCCUGCAGAAGGAACUUGAGCCCUAUGAUUGUGUCCUCUAUGAGAUGGUUACGAGCAGGGAGAGUUUAGAUAACAAAAGAAAACUUGUUGCUACAAAAAAGCUUAAGAGUUCGCGUUCUGCGGGAUUUAAUAUACUAGGAUGCAUUCAGCGACAGAUGGCUAGAUUUCUGACACUUGACUUCCAAUUAGAUUGUCUUGACUACCAGGGAGACAAUUGGAUCCACGCUGACCUUGAUUUUGAAACCUUCAAGUUACUUCAGGAAGAAAAAGGUGAGAGUAUCUUUUCAUUUGCAAGAGAUAUGACUAUUAGAUCAACCAAAGCACUAGUGCAAACAGCUGCAAUCCCUGAAGAUUUAGGUCCUUGGAGAUCCAAACUUCUGUGGGCUUCUCGUGUGCUUCCAAUGCCACUUGUUGGCAUUCUUAUUAUCGGAGGCCUUUGUGCUGAUGUUGGAAGUCAAGCAAGAGAAUAUCCUGAAGUAGAAGCACUGUCAAGGCUUGAUUUUGGAGGUGCAAUGAAGGUCUUCCUAGCCAAGAGGCUAACUUCAGAGUUCACCCAGGCAACAGCAGACGUAGAGGAAAAAUCCGUAAUUAUUGGUGAGAGGAAUAGGGCUGCAACGGAGGCACUACAAAGAGCAAUCGAUGAAGGGCACAAUAAGAUUGCCAUACUUUACGGGGGAGGACACAUGCCAGACUUGGGUAGACGGUUAAGAAAUGAGUUUAAUCUUUUUCCUUCAGGGGUGCAGUGGGUAACAGCUUGGUCAAUAACAAGCCGCAACAUAGCCAGUAGUUCCCUCCCAUUUUUGACAAAUUUGGCAGAAACUUUGGGGUGGCCAUUAAACCGGUACCAGACCUUGGCACUUUUGAUAUUCUCCUCUUUUCUUGCGCUUGAUCUCUGGUUUUGGGAGCUCUUUUUCGGCACCUCUGUGAAUUGGCUUUCAAAUAUCAGCUCAGAAAUUGUUCAAUAUGUUGAUAGUGCUAGGUGAUUGACAAUUACAGCUUGUCCAUGUUUAUAGUGAAAUUGAUGCAGAGCCUUGUAAAUGUUACACAGUCAUGUCUUAUCCAAGCAGGAAAACUGGAGAAGUGCUUCAUUCAAAUGUAAUUUAGUGAUAUAUAUGAAACCACAAUUUAUUAUCA
Messenger RNA from Daucus carota subsp. sativus, 1605 nucleotides. RefSeq lists its product as uncharacterized. Lineage: Eukaryota; Viridiplantae; Streptophyta; Magnoliopsida; Apiales; Apiaceae. The transcript is spliced from 5 exons. The coding region runs from base 108 to 1454 and encodes 448 amino acids. The record is from RefSeq and is a predicted model, not a curated record.